UGCCAAUCAAUGUUGGCGAUACGAGACGACAGCAAAUUGAGUAUGACAGCUAAACAACAACAUGGAGGAGGGAGCGAACUUCUAGACAGCCGUCAUAUUUUGGAGGAAACGUUACAAUAAUUCAUUUUUCCUGUGUGCAGUUUCGAACCAAUCGAAAGUGGACUGGUGUCCUGGCAUUUCGGUAGAUGUCCACGCCUUCAGACACGUCAGGUGGCAUGUCCCAUCCUGGCCCAUCACCAGGGGCAGGCCUGUCCCCAGGGCCCAUCUUGGGCCCCAGCCCUGGACCGGAUCCCUCCCCUGGUUCAGUUCACAGCAUGAUGGGGCCCAGUCCUGGACCAGGAACACCCAACGCACCCCAUGGCAUGCAGAGCCAGGGACAAGGCGAUUACUCUCAGGACAACAUGUAUCCUAUGCAUAAGCCCAUGGAGGCAGCAAUGAAUGACAAAACUAUGUCUGAGGCGAUGCAUUUCAGCCACAUGAAAGGUGUGGGCAUGAGGUCCCUCCACAGCGGCAUGGGACCUCCACAGAGCCCUAUGGACCAGCAUAGCCAAGGUUACAUGUCUCCACAUCCGUCCCCGAUGGGAAUCCAUGAGCAUGCUUCCAGUCCCAUGUCAGGAGGUGGAGGUGGUCCUACACCGCCCCACAUUCCUCCAUCUCAGUCAGGCCCCAUGAUGCCCAUGGAUCCUCAAGGAGGGAUGCCCAACAUGUCUGCAAUGGGCCCACAAGGACGUGGCCCCUCUGCUUUCAGCCCAGUGCAGCUGCAGCAGCUCAGAGCCCAGAUUCUGGCCUAUAAGAUUCUGGCCCGAGGGCAGCCGCUGCCAGACAACCUCCAGCUGGCCGUUCAGGGCAAAAGGAGUCUCCCCACAAUGCAGCAGCAACAGCCGGUGCCACAGCAGCAGCAACAACAACAGCAGCAGCAGCAACCACCGCAGCAGCAGCAGGCAUCUGGUGCCAGCCCAUACAGGCCUUCAGGUAUGGCGCCUAUGAGCGGCCCCCAAUCAAGCCCCUGCCCAACACCAGCCAUGCAAGGACACAAUCAAAGCACAGCAGCCAAGCCUUGGACUGAUGGUCAAGGUGGUGACAAUCAAGCAAACGCACAGAAGCACCUCACUCCGGUACCCAGUGGCCGCCCAUCUCCUGCACCCCCGCCGAUCCCUGCAGGACCGUUGCCAGGGAGUUCAGCAGCUGCUCACCCUCCGGGUCAGCAGGUGUCCCCCAUGCUCCAAAUGCAGCAGAAGCAGAACCGAAUUACUCCGGUCCAGAAGCCUCAGGGUUUGGACCCAGUGGGAAUCCUGCAGGAGAGAGAGUACAGACUGCAGGCUCGGAUUGCUCAUCGCAUCCAGGAACUGGAGAGUCUACCCGGUUCCUUGCCUCCGGACCUUAGAACUAAAGCUACAGUGGAGCUCAAAGCUCUACGUCUGCUCAACUUCCAGCGCCAGCUCAGGCAGGAUGUGGUGGCGUGUAUGAGGCGAGACACGACCCUGGAGACGGCCCUCAACUCGAAGGCUUACAGGCGCAGCAAGCGGCAGACGCUGAGGGAGGCGCGCAUGACAGAGAAGCUGGAGAAGCAGCAGAAACUGGAGCAAGAGAAGAAGCGCCGACAAAAACAUCAGGAAUACCUCAACAGUAUUCUUCAGCAUGCCAAGGACUUUAAGGAAUACCACCGCUCAGUGUCCGGGAAAACCCAGAAACUCACCAGAGCUGUCGCCAACUGGCACACAAACACCGAACGGGAGCAGAAGAAGGAAACUGAGAGAAUUGAGAAGGAGAGAAUGAGAAGACUGAUGGCAGAGGAUGAGGAAGGCUACCGGAAACUCAUUGACCAGAAGAAGGACAAACGUCUGGCCUAUUUGCUGCAACAGACGGAUGAAUAUGUGGCCAACCUCACAUCUCUGGUGUAUGAGCACAAAGCUGCUCAGGCUGCCAAGGAGAAGAAGAGGAGGAAGAAGAAAAAGAAGAAGGUGGAAGGAGACGGCGAAGGCACCAGCGCCAUUGGACCCGAUGGAGAGCCCAUGGAUGAGAGCAGCCAAAUGAGCGAGCUGCCAGUUAAAGUGAUUCAGACGUCGACUGGGAAGGUUCUACAGGGGACAGAUGCCCCGACGUCUGGCCAGCUGGAGGCUUGGCUGGAGAUGAACCCUGGGUAUGAAGUCGCCCCACGUUCAGACAGUGAGGAAAGUGGCUCCGAAUUCGAGGAGGAGGAUGAAGAGGAAAUGGGCAAGGCGGAAACGGAGGAGAAGAAGAAAACCGAUCCCAGUGGAGACGAAGGGGCUAAGCACGAUGCCAAGAACAUCAUCGAGUCAGCCAAACAAGAUGUGGAUGAUGAGUACAGCGUUCCCACUGGGCAAACCAGCUCCCAGUCUUAUUAUGGGGUGGCCCACGCCGUCAUUGAGAAGGUGGAGAAGCAGUCGUCUCUGCUGAUAAACGGCAUGCUCAAACAUUAUCAGAUCCAGGGGCUCGAGUGGAUGGUGUCCCUCUACAACAACAACCUCAACGGCAUCCUGGCUGAUGAAAUGGGCCUCGGUAAAACCAUCCAGACCAUCGCCCUCAUCACCUACCUGAUGGAGUACAAGAGGCUCAACGGGCCCUAUCUCAUCAUAGUCCCCCUAUCGACUUUGUCCAAUUGGGUUUAUGAACUUGACAAAUGGGCUCCUUCUGUGGUCAAAAUUGCUUACAAGGGCACUCCUGCUCUGCGUCGCGGUCUUGUACCUCAGCUUCGCAGCGGCAAAUUUAAUGUUCUUCUGACUACCUAUGAGUACAUCAUCAAGGACAAGCACAUACUGGCCAAGAUCCGCUGGAAGUACAUGAUUGUGGACGAGGGCCAUCGUAUGAAGAACCACCACUGUAAACUGACGCAGGUGUUGAACACCCACUAUGUGGCCCCCCGCCGGCUCCUCCUUACCGGGACCCCACUGCAGAACAAGCUGCCUGAGCUGUGGGCUCUGCUCAACUUCCUGCUGCCCACCAUCUUCAAGAGCUGCAGCACCUUUGAGCAGUGGUUCAAUGCACCUUUCGCCAUGACUGGAGAGAGGGUUGACCUUAAUGAGGAGGAGACCAUUCUAAUCAUUCGGCGUCUGCAUAAGGUGCUCCGCCCAUUUUUGCUUCGAAGACUGAAGAAGGAGGUGGAAUCUCAACUGCCAGAGAAAGUGGAAUACGUCAUUAAGUGUGACAUGUCAGCGAUCCAGAAGGUUCUCUACCGCCACAUGCAGAAAGGCAUACUGCUAACCGACGGCUCAGAGAAAGACAAGAAGGGCAAAGGAGGUGCUAAGACCCUGAUGAACACCAUCAUGCAGCUGAAGAAGAUCUGUAACCAUCCGUACAUGUUCCAACACAUAGAGGAAUCUUUUGCUGAGCACCUGGGCUACCCGAAUGGCAUCAUCAGUGGACAUGAUCUAUACAGAGCUUCUGGGAAGUUUGAGCUUCUCGAUCGAAUCCUACCCAAGCUCCAGGCCACUGGCCACAGGGUGCUGCUCUUCUGCCAGAUGACCUCUUUGAUGACCAUCAUGGAGGAUUACUUCGGUUAUCGUAACUUCCAGUAUUUACGGCUUGAUGGAACCACCAAAUCUGAGGACCGUGCUGCUCUCCUGAAGAAAUUUAACGAGGAAGGAUCUCAGUACUUCAUCUUCCUCCUCAGUACCAGAGCAGGUGGCCUUGGGCUCAACCUGCAGGCUGCAGAUACAGUCGUCAUCUUUGACAGUGACUGGAACCCACACCAGGAUCUUCAGGCCCAGGAUCGGGCUCACCGUAUCGGACAGCAAAAUGAAGUCCGUGUGCUUCGUCUCUGCACAGUCAACAGCGUGGAGGAAAAAAUCCUGGCUGCUGCCAAAUACAAACUAAACGUGGAUCAGAAGGUUAUCCAAGCAGGCAUGUUUGACCAGAAAUCCUCCAGCCACGAGCGGCGGGCCUUCCUCCAAGCCAUUUUAGAACAUGAGGAACAGAACGAGGAGGAAGACGAGGUCCCUGAUGAUGAAACCCUUAACCAGAUGAUCGCCCGCAAUGAAGAUGAAUUUGAGCUGUUUAUGCGCAUGGACAUGGACCGUCGUCGAGAAGACGCCAGGAACCCAAAACGUAAGCCUCGCUUAAUGGAAGAAGAUGAGCUGCCUUCCUGGAUCAUCAAGGACGAUGCUGAGGUGGAGAGGCUUACUUAUGAGGAAGAAGAAGAGAAGAUGUUCGGCCGCGGAUCACGCUGCCGUCGGGACGUCGAUUACAGCGACGCCAUGACCGAAAAGCAAUGGCUGCGAGCCAUCGAAGAUGGGAACUUGGAAGAAAUGGAAGAGGAAAUCCGCCUGAAAAAGCGCAAACGCAAGCGACGUCAGGACAAAGACUCAUCAAGCAGAGACGAUGGAGGCAUGAAGGCCAAGAAGAGACGAGGGAGGCCGCCGGCAGAGAAACUCUCGCCCAACCCGCCCAAACUCACCAAGCAGAUGAACACCAUCAUCGACACAGUGAUCAACUACAGAGAUGGCAGGUCAGGAAGGCAACUGAGUGAGGUGUUUGUGCAGCUUCCAUCCAGGAAGGAGCUCCCUGAGUACUAUGAGCUAAUCAGAAAACCUGUGGACUUCAAAAAGAUCAAGGAGCGAGUGAGAAACCACAAAUACCGAAGUUUGGGGGACCUGGAGAAGGACGUGAUGCUUCUCUGUCAGAAUGCACAAACAUUUAACCUGGAGGGAUCCCAGAUAUACCAGGACUCCAUUGUUCUUCAGUCAGUUUUCAAGAGUGCCAGACAGAAGAUUGCCAAGGACGAAGACAGUGAGGAUGACAGCGAUGAGGAAGAUGAUGAUGACUAUGACUCAGAGGCUGAGGCUAAGUCUGUGCGGGUGAGGAUCAAGCUGGGCAGGGAGGGACGCAGCCACGACAAAGGCAAGAAGAGGCAAAGCCGCGGAAAGGCCAAGCCGGUGGUCAGCGACGAUGACAGUGACGACGACCAGGAUGAUAACGAUCAGUCGGACAAGAGCAAAAGUGACGAGGACUGAGGAAGACCAGCAGCAGCAGUGUGAAGAUGAUGUUCGUACAAAAAGGACAAUAUCUUCAUUUUCUAUCAUUAAGCUUUAUUCUGUUUUCUUUGUAUUUGUCCUCUCUGUCUGACUGUAGUGUGUCUCUCAUCUUUUCCAUCAACUUUAAAAUAUAUUACUAAUCAAUCAAGUAACCACAGAAGUACCAAUCAGCUUAUUAUGUUUUUAAGAGUUUUCUAGUAUAUUUUUUAAGUCUGUGCUGAUAUAAGGCACAAUAGAAGUUCUACAUAGAAAAAAUGCAUUUGGUCAAACUAUGAAUUCUUCAUUAUAAUAUUAAUAUCCCCAUUAUUACAAGGCAACUGAAUACAAGUUGAUGUAUUAGCAACAUAUAUAUACAGAUUUGUUUUGUGUUGAUAGGGAAUAAUACAGUUAUACCUUUUUUUCAUUGUUCUUUUUGCAUUAUGAUGCACAAAGUGGUAAAAAUGAAAAAUUAGAGAUAAAGGUCCUGUAUGUCCUAUCAACAGCAACUUCAAUGAGGCAUUUGUAAAAGAAAUUGGGGAAGAUAAAACUGUUCUCCCAGUUUUAAGGGUUGGUGGCUUUGGAGGAAAACAACAAUAUUAACAAUGGCAGUUUGAUUGGCCCUGCUAGGAACACAUUGCAGCUCCCACUGUGUGUUAAAAAUGAUCUAAUUUGCUAACAAAGUGCAUUAAUUGGUGAUUAUUAAUUUUGCUCAGUAGUCAAACCUUCAAUUAUUGUUGAAGUCAAUAUUAUAAAUGCAUUCUCAAACAAAUUAUGCAGUGAAAAUAGCAGGUUUUAGUUAGUUUUAUUGUUCCAUAUUACUAAAUUAAAAACUCUUUUGUUACUGCUCAUUGAGCGCCUGCAGAUUUUUUUUUUCACAUCAUCACAUUGAAACUAUUUAAAUAUCAGAAAAGGAACACCUGAGUGAAUAGAGCGUUAUUCCAUUACGGAUGGUUUUCUUUUAUUAAAGGUGAAUAGUUCCAAUACGCUCCCACUGCUCCUGUACAGAUCUUUUUUUUUUUUUUUUUGCAGGCGUAAUGUAAUGAGGUGUAGGAAUGUUUUAACGCUGAUAGAGCCAGGUGGACGACAGCAUGUAAUGCGUGACACACGCAGAGAAUCCAUUUCUCAUGAGCUGAGUAUUGGAGCCUAGAAAUGCAGCUGCAGUAAAUAGAGUAAACCUUAUUUUAAAAGUCGCAUGCUUGUAAAGGCAUGUAUGGAAUAGAAGAAAUAUUAUUUAACUUUUUAACCUGAGCAGUGCAUCUUUAAGUGAUGGUUAUCCAAAACACCUGCAUAUAGAGGCAGAAACAAAUCCCCCAAAAGACCUCAGGAGAAGUGGGGUAGUGUCUAAAAAAAUUUUUCUGAUUCCUCUGAAGGAUUUAUGCCUUCUCUUUUUUAGCAGAAUUGUUUAAUAACAUCCCAGUUCCAUUCAGGCUUUGACUAGCCUUCUUUAAUAAUUGAUUUUUGCAUCUGUGCUGUGGAUGCUUGCAGGUAGAGGUGCGUUGAUCCAAUGCUUGGAUCGGAUAUCGGCUCUGAUAUUAAUUAGCUGGAUCGGAUAUCAGAUGAACAAUGCAGCCAUUUCUAUUUUUAUUGAUAUCACACACAGCAAUACAGUCACAACAAAUGGUCACUUAUAUUUAAUGAUUAGAACAUUUAUACUUUUUGAGCUAUUUCGAAUGCCCCAUCUGGUUUUCAUCCCUAUAACCUAAGGGUUAUUGAUAUCACACACUUUAAUACAGUCACAGUGAUUUAGUGACUUACAUUUAAUGAUUGCAACUCUGAUUAUGUCAUUGCACGGAGCACACACAUAGCAAGCAUGAUGCCUUUACACACAUUGCUAAGAAUACUGUACGGAUAAUUUGCUCAGCCUGUGUAUCAGUAUCGGAUUGGAUCAGAAAAAUGUAUUGGUGCAUCUCUACUUGCAGUAAUACGACAAUGAGUCAUGUUAUAUUUCACAUAGUGCCAGGUUGAUCUGGAUCGAUUUUAAUAGAUCAAAUCAUUUCAAAGCUUUUUCGUUUUCUCUCUGGCUGUUGUUUUCAGACCCAGUGUACCAUUCCAAGUGCUUCAAGUGCAUUUGUUUUAUAGUAAUUGGAAGCAGUGAUGUUAUUUUGAAGUUAUAAUUUAGUUUCAUUUGUUCCAUUUUUUUUUGUUUAUUAUCGAAAGAAAGGUUUUCCUGAAAAUUAUUAGAAUGCAAUCCUUAAAAUUUAACCAUUUCCACACUUUAACACACUGUAAGAGAUUCAAAUCUCCAGUAACAAACACAUUUCAGCUUCUUAUUCAGAUACUAAUAUAGAAUUAGCCUUAAAUGCUGGUAUUAGCUUCUGUUUAAAUUAAUGUGGAUUAAACAAAAGAAAGUAAAGUUAUUAAAGGCUAGAUGGCAGCGACAAAUGCAGACCAAUGUUUUGUUUUCCUGAGGAGUGACAUAGACCGAUGGUAAAGACCACUAAACGUUCAGUCUGAUGGAAUAUCUGAACUAGCUUAAACAUAAAAAGUCAUAGAAAUUCUUAGUUUUACUUCAUGAUCAAAUAUAUAUUUAUGUAUAAUUGCACGCCAUUUUCCAAAUGAUUAAGAUCUUUUGUUUUUUUCUAAUGAGGAGUUUUUAGAUCACUGUAAUGUGAUUUACAGGAAGUAGCUCAUUUAAAUUGGUUAAAGUAGCAUCUUUAAGGAAACAGGCGCUCCAUAAAACAACAGAUAAACAACUUCUUGCUGUUUUCUGAUUAUUUUUAAAGACGAUGGAAAUGAGAAAUUUUACAAAAGAGGAAAAAAAGCAAACUUUCAAUACAUUCUAAACAGAUUUUAAAUGAACAAUAUAUUUUUAAGUGUACCGAUGUAUUCAUCUAGCCUAUAUGUCUGUGAGUUCGUUUUACUGUCUCCCUCCAGCGUUUUGUGUGUUUGUAGCAUGAACUCCUGAAGAAUAUACCGUGCACAUGCAGAGUCAUCCUUACUGCGUGUGUAACGUCCCCACCAGCUCUCCAAAUAAGCCGGAUUUCAUUUUUGCUUUCUUUGCACAGUGUCCCUGUGGUUGUAAUCUCAUAGCCCCGAGCAAAUAAAUAUCAAAUGAUUUUCUGCGUAAA
This is a messenger RNA of Cyprinodon tularosa, 8038 nucleotides long. RefSeq names its product SWI/SNF related, matrix associated, actin dependent regulator of chromatin, subfamily a, member 2 (gene smarca2). Lineage: Eukaryota; Metazoa; Chordata; Actinopteri; Cyprinodontiformes; Cyprinodontidae. The transcript has 34 exons. Gene Ontology annotation, molecular function: histone binding; ATP-dependent chromatin remodeler activity; DNA binding. Gene Ontology annotation, biological process: positive regulation of transcription by RNA polymerase II. The record is from RefSeq and is a predicted model, not a curated record. Bases 186 to 4970 code for a protein of 1594 amino acids. Gene Ontology annotation, cellular component: nucleus.